UUCAACUAACAUAUGCAUAGAUUCUUUCUUCACCCUAUACUAGUCUUCUUCCCUUUUCCCUCUCAGUCCUUUCUCUCUCUUCUCUCUCUAAAAACACAAAAAUCAAAAGCAGAAGAAAUCAGACGAGUUGGUUUUCGCGUUACCCUUCUCUCUUCCCUGAAAGAAAAUUGCAGAAUCAGUGGAAAGAAGAAGGAUCAUAGCAAGGGCAUUUCAGUAAUUUCGGUUCUCUCUCUGUCCUCCAUGUUCACAUCCACUAACUUGAGUACCAACAACGACACUCCCUUCUUCUCCGGCGGCGGCGGCAGGUUUUCAUUUAUGGCCGCGGCGGCGGUGCCAUCCUCUCCGGUGGUGCUCUUCACGGCCUUGGCUGGCCUUGCUCUCGUCGCUGUCAUCUUCUACAGUGCCAGUAGGUAAAAAACCGAAGAAACCCUCAAAUGAACAAAUUAGAGAGAGCAUCGCAAUCGCAAAAACCCUAGCUCACUGUCUCACUCAGACCUAGAUGAUAUUGUUUUCGAUUCCGAUUUCUUUACACUAAAAGGGGGAAGAAAAAGUGUGCGUAGAAGGAAUUUAUAGAUGAAUCCCCUUAGAAAAAGUCUCAAUUCAUCUUCGUCGUCUUCGAAUUCCUCUCCUUCUUCAUCAUCGUCAUCAUCGUCGUCAUCUUCGUCGUGGAUCCAUUUGCGUUCGGUUCUAUUCGUUGUCACUUCUUCCUCACCAGCUUCUUGUUCGUCCUCUGAUCGGGGACGUCUUAAAUCACCAUGGUCACGCAGGAAAAGAAAACAUGUCCUUUCACCUCAGCAAUGGAAAAGCUUGUUUACCCAAGAUGGGAGAAUUCGGGACGGAGGAAUUAAGUUCGUGAAAAGAGUUCGCAGUGGAGGCGUCGAUCCUAGUAUUAGAGCUGAAGUUUGGCCAUUCCUACUUGGAGUCUAUGACUUGGACAGUACCAAAGAAGAAAGGGAUGUUAUAAGAACUCAAAAUAGAAAGGAAUAUGAGAAACUCCGCAGACAAUGCCGGCAACUCCUAAAGCUCAGCAGUGGGAGCUUUCAGUUAAAUGAAAUAGGUGGAAUCAACUAUGACGGAGAUAGUGGAAGUGUUAUUCAAGAUUCUGGUUCUCCUAGUUCUGAAGAUGCAACGAGUGCCAGAGAAUCCCUUUCUAGUGAGGAACGGAGCCCAGAUGUUGAAUAUUCAGAUGAUCCAUCUAGUGCCCUGUUGCAAGGAGAUGAUGCUCCUAACGUCAGCAAUGCUGAUGCCUCUGCACUGGAUACUGAUUCCACAGAUUCAGACUCCUCGGAAGGUCCUGAGGUAAUUCAGUCAUUUCCUUCUGACGAUGGCCUGGAAGAGAACAAUUCCAGGACAGCUUCCAAGGGAAAUUCUUCUCCCUCUCAAAUUGAAGCCCCAUCAAAACUAACUGAUGAAGAUUUUACCACAUGGCAACGGAUCAUCCGACUUGAUGCAGUACGUGCCAAUGCAGAAUGGAUGCCAUACUCCCCCUCUCAAGCUGUUGUACCGGACAGUAGGGCGUUUCGCUCUGCUGAAGCUGUUGGCUUGAAGGAUUAUGGUCACCUGGAUGCCAGCAGAAUCUUUCAUGCUGCUCGACUAGUUGCUAUUCUUGAAGCAUAUGCACUAUAUGACCCUGAAAUUGGCUACUGCCAGGGUAUGAGUGAUCUGCUAUCUCCUAUAGUUAGUGUUAUAUCAGAAGAUCACGAGGCUUUCUGGUGUUUUGUUGGAUUCAUGAAGAAGGCUCGGCAGAAUUUCAGGCUUGAUGAGGUGGGUAUUAGGAGGCAACUCGAUAUAGUUGCAAAAAUUAUCAAGUUUAAGGAUGCCCACCUGUUUAGGCAUUUGGAGAAGCUCCAGGCCGAGGAUUGCUUUUUUGUGUAUAGGAUGGUGGUGGUAUUGUUUAGAAGGGAGUUGACAUUUGAACAGACUCUUUGCCUUUGGGAAGUAAUGUGGGCAGAUCAAGCAGCCAUCCGGGCUGGUAUUGGGAAAUCUGCAUGGAGCAGAAUUAGGCAGCGUGCUCCUCCAACAGAUAAUUUAUUGCUUUAUGCAAUAGCUGCAUCAGUGUUACAGAGAAGGAAAUUGAUAAUUGAAAAGUAUAGCAGCAUGGACGAGAUCAUUAAGGAAUGCAAUGGCAUGGCAGGACACCUUGAUGUUUGGAAGCUUCUGGAUGAUGCCCAUAACUUGGUAGUCACUCUUCAUGACAAAAUGAAAAUAGAGACAUCUUUCCGAUGACUGCACUUGAUCCUUAAACAAACUAGUUUAUAAUAUCGUCAAAAGAUCCUUACUUUCAGGCUACCAGAUUUCUCCUCCGCAUCUCAAAAUAAGCACUGCCAAUGCUGAGUUCAUUACAACUAAGCCUGCUGCUUGCUUAAACCUGCCACUGUUUAGUUACAAGACUUGGUUUCCACAUUGUGGCUAAUGUAAGGAUUGGAGUUAGCCAGAUUUGUGUGGCAUCUUUUUUUCAUUUUUUCUCUUUUCCGUUAGCUCCAUCCUUUUCUUUGUUUUUCCUUUUUUAAUUCUGAUUUGAGGCACAUCUCGAAGCACCUUUACGAAAAGCAGGUGGGUAGGUGCAUGUUACCGUUAGAGGAGGCCGAGAUAUUGUCGACAAUUAUGAAUGUUGUCCUUUUUGACUGAAUCUGAACUCAUGAGACCUUUGACUAUUUGAGCUGCUGACCAAGUUGUAUGAUCAUGUGAGUUUGAGAGGAUAUCUUCGGUAUAUUUAGUUGCU
Molecule: messenger RNA, 2722 nt
Organism: Gastrolobium bilobum
Lineage: Eukaryota; Viridiplantae; Streptophyta; Magnoliopsida; Fabales; Fabaceae
Product: rab GTPase-activating protein 22-like
Exons: 5
Coding region: 574-2226 (550 amino acids)
Biological process (GO): activation of GTPase activity
Molecular function (GO): GTPase activator activity
Source: RefSeq, a predicted model, not a curated record